UGCCCGUACCUGGACACGGUGAACCUCGCGAACCUGGAUUUUGACUUUGAGAAGCGGUGCGCGGUGUCGCUGUCGCCCGUGCACGUGUACGCGUGCUUGGUCUGCGGCAAGUACUUCGCGGGACGAGGAAAGAAGACGCACGCGUACGCGCACGCGCUGGAGUGCGGACAUCACGUGUUCAUGCGCCUGGCCGACGGCGCGGCGUGGUGCCUGCCGGAUGGGUACGAGGUGGUGGACGAAGGGACGACGCUGUCGAGGAUUCGAGACGUGCUCGCGCCGACGUACGCGAAAAAGUACGUGGAGGAAGAGAUCGAGGGCGCGCGACCGAUGUGGCGGCGCGCGCUGGACGGCACGGAGUUUCUCGUCGGCGUCGUCGGAUUGAACGCGAUUUGGAGCAAACGCGACGACGGCGUGAGCGCGGUGCUGCAAUCGCUGAACAGAGUGGCGCCGCUGCGGCGCGCGCUGUUGCUCGACGACGCGAGGGAACGCGAGGACGUCUAUCGCGCCUUGGCGGACAUCACGAAGAAGAUUUGGAACGCGCGAAAUUUUAAAGGUCACUCGAGCCCGCACGAGUUCAUGCAAGCGGUUCGAAAUCGAUCGAAAGACGCGUUCGGCGCGGAGACGGGGAACCACGACGCCGCGCAGUUCUUGCGUUGGUUGCUCAACGAAUUGAUUCGCGACGAAAAGAAACGCGGCGAAAAGCGAUCCGUCAUUCAGUCGUGUUUCCAGGGAGAAGUGGAAAUCAUCGACGAUUCGUCCGCGUCGCGCGCGUCGCCGUUCCUCAUGCUCUCGAUGGACCUCCCGAACGCGCCGCUGUUUCAAGACGUCAUGGAGAAGAACAUCAUCCCGCAAGUCUCCCUCGAGCGCGCGCUGCUGAAGAAAUUCGACGGCGUCACCGCGGACCCCAAGACGCGGCGCAGGUUCAAGAUCACCAAGCUCCCAAACUACUUGAUCGUGAAUUAUUCGCGCUUCACCAAGAACAACUUCUUCGUCGAAAAGAACCCGACCAUCGUGACGUUUCCGACGCGGGGGCUGAACCUCGCCGAUCACAUCCCGGUGCCGAGAGGGGACGAAAAUUCGGCGACGUACGAUUUGAUCGCCAACAUCGUGCACGACGGCGCGCCCGACGACGGGUCGUAUCGCGCCAUGGUGUACCACGCGCCGGAUAAAAAUUGGUACGAGACGCAGGAUUUGCGCGUCGCCGAGGUGUUGCCGCAACAAGUCAACCUCACGGAGACGUACGUGCAGAUUUACGAGCGUCGAGACAAG
Ostreococcus lucimarinus CCE9901 is the source of this 1269-nucleotide messenger RNA. RefSeq lists its product with no specific name. The record is from RefSeq and is a predicted model, not a curated record. Lineage: Eukaryota; Viridiplantae; Chlorophyta; Mamiellophyceae; Mamiellales; Bathycoccaceae. The transcript has a single exon. Gene Ontology annotation, biological process: protein deubiquitination. Gene Ontology annotation, molecular function: zinc ion binding; cysteine-type deubiquitinase activity. The annotation marks the transcript as partial.